Messenger RNA from Cinara cedri, 2454 nucleotides. The record is from the annotation of a GenBank genome assembly. NCBI's taxonomy places the organism in Eukaryota, Metazoa, Arthropoda, Insecta, Hemiptera, Aphididae.
CAUAUUUGAACUAUGACGUCUUAUGCCAAAACGGAUAAUAAUAAUAUGGAAUUGGGUUUAAUGCCAUCACAAUUUUUGAACGUGGUAAUUAAUGAAUCGCAAACCAAUAAUUCUAAUAUUAAAAGAAAAAACGAAACUUUGGCAACAAUUCUAUCAAUGUCUAAGUCAGCAAAACGAGCAUUGGAAUCAGAAACUACAAUAAUUCCUAUUUAUACAAAUUACAAGUAAGAUAUUACUCUUGAUUAUUAAUUCUUAAAUUUUCAUUGAAAUUUAUUUAUUGUUUCAGAAAAACGAAGUUAGUAAAUGGAAAUUCUAGACAUACCGGGAGAAGUGCAAUAAACAAUUUUCCAAUUAAACUACCAGCUACUUUAUUAGAUGAGUGUACUGUAGAAAUUUCCAAUAUACCUAAUACAAAAUCACCGUGAGUAAAACAAUUUAUUGUUCAUAUACAUUACACAUUGUAGGUAUUUAAUUUACUUUGGAAUUUUUUUAUAGUAUUUUUAAAGUUAUUUUAUGUUAUUAUUUUUACUAACCAAUAUUUCAUAAAAACUAAAUUAAGUGGGUAUGUUCUUUUUGGUUAUAAGCCUAAAAUGUUAAAAUUAAAUAUUAAUAAGAUAAUGGUGAAUGUGUUCAAUUUUUAUUUUAAUUAGAGUCAAAGGUACAGUUAUACAUAAUAGGGCCAUUAUAAUAAUAGUUAUCAUAUUAUUUUUCCUAUCAAUAAAUUAUUUAUGUUCAUUUUAGUGUUCCUUUAAUAAUAUUUUUAUCUAUUUUUAUUAAUUUAACAUUUUAAAUUUUCUAUUAUUCAAUUAUUAAUUAAAUGUAUUAAAUUAUUUUAUUUGAAUGCACAUUUUAUUUUUCUUCAAACACAACAAGAUAAUUAUAUUAAUUUCUGUUAGUAUUAUCAUUGAUUAUAAAAUAAACUAUAGAAUCAAUGGUAUUACAAAACAAUUGGUAUUUAUCAUUUUAAAAUAAAAUGAAUACGUAGAACAAUAUUUUACCCAAAUAAGAAUGAUUAUUUUUGCAAAUUAAAAAAAAAAGCCUAUUUUCAAACAAUACUAAAAACUGUAAUUGAUGCAUCCAUCAAUAACUGCAAAUACAGGCAAAUUAUAUUAUGGUAUCAAGUUGAAAAAAGGAUUUCAAAUUAAAACUAAAAAUAUUAUCCUUAUUAAGAUUUUUAUUAAUGGCAUUACUUACCAUAACAUAUGAAUACAUUAUUUUUUGGUAAAUUUUAUUUUAUAAGCAAAUUAUUAUUAUUUUUAUUUUUUUUUUUUUUUUUGUUACACCAUAGUAUUUUUUAUAAUUAUUUAAUUUAUAAUUUAUAACCUUAAGUAUAGUUAAUAGAACUAUGAAUUUUUUUUUUUUUUCAGAAAUAACAACGAAAAAAGUUUAACUAUUACAAAGAGUAACAUAAUGAAUUAUGAAAACAAAAUUGCAGUGGAAAAACAGGUAAAAUAUUGUAUAAUACUAAGAAGUGAAGAUGUGCCUUUUCAACCCCUCGUUCAAAUAUUAAAUUAUUGUAGUUAAUGAAUAAUUGUAUAUUAUGAAUAUUUAUGAUAUCUUUGUUAAACCUUUAAAUAAAUAAAUUUGUAAAAAUUGUAAGAUAUUUUUUUAGGUGAACAAAAGGUGUAUACCAUUGUAAUAUUAGCAUUGUAAUUGCCUUGUAAAUUUUGUAUUUUAUUUUGUGAUUCAGUUAAAAGCUACAGAAAAAGAAAUGUCAGAAGUAGAUGUUCAAAAUAUGAUGACAAGUGUUGAAGCUGUUUAUUCAGACGAUGAAGACUUUCCGAAAACUGUAAAAGCUGAUUUAGACAUUCAAAAACCAGAAAAUCCUUUGCCGUUUUCAUGUGAAUAUUGUCCAAAUAAGUUCAGCAAUCGUGGUGCUCUCUGGCAACAUACUGUGUCUAUACACACUAUUGAAAAGACAUGUGAAUGUAAUCUAUGCGGACGCAAAUUUUACCGUAACUGUAGUCUUGCACUACAUAUGAAAAGUCAUUCGGACGAAUACAACUGUGCAUGUUCUAUUUGUGGCCGGGAAUUCAACAGAUUUACGUUAUUACAACGACAUGCCAAACUACACUCGGAGGUAGCACAGUUUAAGUGUACAGCUUGCAACAAAGCAUUCGAAGAUCUGAAUUCGUUACAGCUGCAUGCAGCUGAACAUAAAGACAAAUUGGCGUGCGAACAUUGUGAGGCUGUAUUCACUACAAAAGAAUCAUUGGAUAUACACUCAGAAGCAAUGCACAGUGACCACCAGGAAGAUAUUGUACUGCAGGAUUUAAAAUCGUAUGCAUGUCGUUUUUGUGGUAAAACUUAUGGGGCCAAAGCUAUUGUUAAGAAACAUGAACUCAUUCAUACUGGAGAACGACUGAAGUGUGACGAGUGUGGUAUUGAGUUUACACAAAAAUCAUCACUUAUGCGUCAUACAAAGCGUAUACACCCAACUGCUCAAAUGUAAAA